Hordeum vulgare subsp. vulgare (domesticated barley) is the source of this 2341-nucleotide messenger RNA. Its product is annotated as scopoletin glucosyltransferase-like. Lineage: Eukaryota; Viridiplantae; Streptophyta; Magnoliopsida; Poales; Poaceae. The transcript has a single exon. Gene Ontology annotation, molecular function: UDP-glycosyltransferase activity. The record is from RefSeq and is a predicted model, not a curated record. Bases 691 to 2187 code for a protein of 498 amino acids.
AUCACUAGGCAUGUACAAUGCUAUCCAGUAAGUUGUCUAUAAGGGAUGACACCUAAAAUUGGAAAGAUCUAGCGAAUAAUUGAUCGGAUCGAUCCAUCGCUGUCUCUGUUUCUAUCCAGUUUUUCCUCUCUUGACGCUGCAACACAGAGCUUCUUGCAGUCGCCGCAUGAACUGAACAUGGCAUGUGUGUAUGGUGGCACGAGUCUCCCCAACACACUUGUUUGUUGAUUUCUGCAAAUUGGAAUUUUGUUAGCUGAUUCAUUUAUUUGGGACUUGGAUUGGCGCAUACAUGGACAGUUCCCCAUUUUGAUUUUAUAAACAGCUAAAUAGCCAACCUGUUGUAUAGGCCGUCUUUACGCUUGUCUGCAGAUGACGUGGGACUAUUGUACAUGUCCUGAGCAACCAUGCUACUAGUUGCAAUACUUGCUAGAGAAAGGGAUAAACCAUACAUGAACAAAGCUACCACUAUAACUUCAUACUCCAAUUUGCAAGUUGCUAAAGCUAACACUAUACUUACUUAAUUGCUACUUGCUGGCCACGGUUUCUCUUGCUAUAAUGGCCUCAUGUCGCACCUCAAUGUGCAGCACAAGCUUGACGAUUUCAACUCGUAGCAAAGAUUCACUCAUGUCGCAGUCAGGUGAGAGUGGUGGUUAACUGUGGUCUGUGGUUACUGUGGGCCGGCAAGCAGCCAUGGCCGGCGAUGAUGAGCAGCGGCCGCUGCACAUCCUCUUCUUCCCGUAUCCCGCCCCCGGCCACCUCAUCCCGAUCGCUGACAUGGCCGCGCUCUUCGCGACUCGUGGCGUGAAGUGCACAAUCCUCACCACGCCGGUCAACUCUGCCAUCAUCCGCCCGGCCGUCGACCGUGCCAACAACGCUCGCCGUGGAACUGCGGAUGCCCCGCCCCCACCGGCGAUCCAGAUCUCCGUCGUGCCCUUCCCCGACGUUGGGCUCCCUCCGGGCGUCGAGAACGCCACGGGCCUCACCGGUGACGCCGACCGCGACAAGUUCCUGCACGCGAUCCAGCGGUUCCGCGAGCCCUUCGAGCGGUUCUUUUCCGGCGGAUGCCGCCCCGACGCCGUCGUUGCCGACAGCCACUUCCAGUGGUCCGUGGACGCCGCCGCCGAGCACGGCGUCCCGCGGCUGGCGUUCCUCGGCACCAGCAUGUUCGCGCGGGCCUGCACCGACAGCAUGCUCCGCAACAACCCGCUGGCGUCUUGCCCCGACGCCGUCGUCUCCCUGCCCGGGCUGCCGCACCGCGUCGAGAUGUUGCGGAGCCAGAUGGUGGACCCCUCGAAGCGGCCGGAGAAUUUUGCCUUCUUCCAGCGCGUGAACGCCGAGGACCAGAGGAGCUACGGCGAGGUGUUCAACAGCUUCCACGAGCUGGAGCCGGACUACGUCGAGCACUACCGCACGACGCUCGGCCACCGCGUAUGGCUCGUCGGGCCGGUCGCACCAGCCGGUGGAGACAUGGGCGCGACGAAAGUCGCCACCAACGAGCUCUCGUCUGACGGCGCCGGCUGCUUGCGGUGGCUCGACACGAAGCCGGCUGGCUCGGUGGUGUACGUCUCCUUCGGCACGCUGUCCAGUUUCUCGCCGGCCGAGCUGCGCGAGCUCGCCCGCGGCCUCGACCUCUCAUGCAAGAACUUCGUGUGGGUCAUCAGCCACGCAGGCGCAGGAGCACACAACGUGACCGACGCACAACCGGAGUGGAUGCCCGAAGGCUUCGCCGAGCUUACUGCGCGGCCGGGCGGGCGUGGCUUCAUCAUCCGCGGCUGGGCGCCGCAAACGCUCAUCCUGAGCCACCCCGCCCUCGGCGCCUUCUUGACGCACUGCGGCUGGAACUCGACGCUGGAGGCUGUGAGCGCCGGCGUGCCGAUGGUUACGUGGCCGCGGUACGGCGACCAGUUCUUCAACGAGAAGCUCGUCAUGGAGGUGCUCCAGGUCGGGGCCAGCGUCGGCGCCUGCGACUACGCGUCGUUCAUGGAGACCCAUCAUGGCGUGGUCCGCGCCGAGGUGGUCGCGGAAUCCAUCGGGACGGUGAUGGGCGACGGCGAGGAGGGCCAGGCGAUACGGAGCAAGGCCAGGGAGCUCGCUGUCAAAGCUAGGUGGGCAGUGGGCAACGCCGGGUCGUCGUACGGCGAUGUUGGGCGGCUGAUGGAGGAGUUGAUGGCUCGCAGAAAGACCUAGGGUGGUUGGAGCAUACACGUCGGAUCUUGCAGCUUACUUUGUGUCUUUUCGUGGUUUCCAUUUGUGCUAACUAAAGUUGUGAAACUUUGUUUUCUUCCUAAGAAAAUCAUCGUAUAACUUGCUUUAUAGUCUUGCUAAGUCUCAAUCGACUCCA